Messenger RNA from Arctia plantaginis, 3534 nucleotides. The record is from the annotation of a GenBank genome assembly. NCBI's taxonomy places the organism in Eukaryota, Metazoa, Arthropoda, Insecta, Lepidoptera, Erebidae.
AUGAAAAGACGGAAAAAAGACAGUAAAGUGAGAGUUAGGUUCAACAUUAGUAAUGUGACCGGCAUGAACCGUGGCUCCCGGGAGGAGCUGCUUGGCAGCUCCCAAGAAGCCUUACGAAACAGUCAGCACGAUCUCCGCCAGGUCUACGAAAAACCGCUUACAAAAGAGGAAAAAACUUUCCUCUUACAUGCUGACAGAGGGGACUAUGUUACAGUUAAAAGGUUAAUAGAACAAUAUGCCAAACAGCCAGAAUUCCUCGACAUCAAUUGCGUGGACCCUUUAAAUCGGUCAGCAUUAAUAGCCGCCAUUGAAAAUGAGAACAUUGAAUUGAUCAAGUUGCUGCUUACUUCUGGGAUCCAAGUUAAGGAUGCUUUACUACACGCCAUCAAAGAAGAGUACGUGGAAGCUGUGGAACUUCUGCUCCAAUGGGAAGAGGAGCACCAUGUACCUGGGGAGCCUUACAGCUGGGAAUCAGUUGACUUGGCCUCGGCGACUUUCACUCCUGACAUCACACCGCUGAUUCUGGCAUCUCAUAGAAACCACUAUGAGAUUCUCAAGAUCCUACUAGACAGGGGAGCGACGCUGCCUGUGCCACACGACGUCAAGUGCGGAUGUGACGACUGCGUGAAGUCCUCCCAAGAGGAUUCACUCCGGCACUCACAAGCUCGCAUCAACGCAUACCGAGCUCUCUCAUCCCCUUCCCUUAUUGCCUUAUCUUCAGCGGAUCCUCUACUGACAGCUUUUCAGCUGUCUUGGGAACUUGGAAGGCUAAGUCGGAUGGAAACUGAGUUUCGAGUGGAAUAUAAGGCACUUCGUCAACAAUGUCAAGAAUUUGCAACUUCUUUACUGGACCAUACCCGUACAUCCAGAGAGUUGGAGACCAUGCUCAACUAUAAUCCUUGGGACGUAGACUGCUGGGAGCCAGGGGAAAGACAGACCCUGGGAAGAUUGAAGCUCGCAAUCAAGUAUAAACAAAAGAUGUUUGUAGCACAUCCGAACGUACAGCAAUUAUUGGGAGCUAUAUGGUAUGAAGGAUUGCCAGGGUUCAAAAGAAAAAACAUCGUUGGACAAUGCAUUCAGGUAGCAAAAUUAGGUAUAAUGUUUCCAGUCUACUGCACGAUAUAUAUGUUGGCACCCAACUCGGAAUACGGGAGGUUCAUGAAGAAACCCUUCGUCAAGUUCAUCUGUCAUAGUUCAUCCUACAUGCUCUUUCUCACACUUUUAUCACUUGCUUCACAACGCGCAGACUACCUAGUACUGGAGUGGUCAGGUAUUAGCUGGCUUCAGGAGGUAGUGGAGGAUUGGAAAGAGCACGAACGAGGGUCCUUACCAAGUGUGAUCGAGUUCAGCGUCAUCAUCUACAUAGCAAGUCUUAUUUGGGCAGAAAUAAGAUCUUUGUGGACUGGUGGAAUCACUGAAUAUACUAGCGAUUUAUGGAACAUAGUUGACUUUAUAACGAACGCGUUUUACAUCGCGUGGAUCAGUCUGCGGUUCUCUUCCUGGUAUAUCGUACAGCGUGACUAUAAAAAUGGAAUGGAUCCCUGGUACCCCCGCGAAGGAUGGGACUCCUACGAUCCCAUGCUCCUUUCCGAAGGAGCUUUCGCAGCCGGCAUGAUCUUUUCCUUUCUUAAACUGGUGCAUAUCUUCUCCAUAAAUCCCUACCUUGGACCUCUUCAGGUGUCACUAGGAAGAAUGAUCUUGGAUAUUUUGAAGUUCUUCUUUGUAUAUAUGUUGGUACUUUUCGCGUUUGGAUGUGGUUUAAACCAGUUGAUGUGGUACUAUGCGGAGUUGGAGAAGAAUAAAUGCUACCACCUUCCUAAUGGCAUUCCGGACUUUGAUGGACAGGAUCGAGCUUGCACUAUUUGGAGACGAUAUGCCAACUUAUUCGAAACGUCCCAAUCCCUGUUCUGGGCAUCUUUCGGUCUUGUGGACCUCACGACUUUUGAACUGACCGGCAUCAAAAGCUUCACUAGAUUCUGGGCUCUCCUGACAUUCGGGUCCUACUCGGUGAUCAAUAUCAUCGUGCUUCUUAAUAUGCUCAUCGCCAUGAUGUCGAACUCCUAUCAAAUUAUUUCGGAAAGAGCCGAUACAGAAUGGAAGUUUGCUCGCAGCAACCUCUGGAUGUCUUACUUCGAAGAUGGUGAUACUGUACCCCCUCCGUUUAACAUCAUUCCUACGCCGAAGCAUUUCAACUGCUGGAUCAAAAGCUGCUUUUAUAAUAGGGAUCGUGGAUCUAUUAUCAAUAAAUCCAGAGAAAAGGCUCGUCAAGAACACGAAGCUGUAAUGAAAGUAUUAGUUCGAAGAUACGUGACUGCAGAGCAGAGAGCCAGAGACGAGGUCGGUGUUACCGAGGAUGACGUUAUGGAAAUUAGACAGGACAUCUCUACGCUGCGAUACGAGUUGAUAGACAUACUGCAUAAUAACGGCAUGAAGACACCCAGAGUCAGCAUGCAAGAAGCUACUGUGGCUGGCAAGAAAGGUAAAGUGAUGGAGCGACGGAUUCUCAAAGACUUCCAUAUUGGAAUAGUUGAGGGUAUUAUAAAAGACGUAAUAUCUAAAGAAAGCAAACCCAAGGACGUGUUCAGCCAGAUAGCUAAAGCGAUCGUGAGAAGAGGAAGUACUGACAGUAAGAAACGUGAUUGGAACGCCUUAGUCCGUAGCAAUACAAUACGCAAAGACCCGAUAGGAUCUACCGCAGAAGCGGAAACAAAACGAAGCAGACAGUCUCUUAGGGCGCAUAUCCUGGAUAAUAUUUCUUCCAGGUCGAUUGAUCCUCAGAAGUUGUUAGAAUACAACCCACAAUUAUCAGUCGUAUCUCCUACAACUAGAGUAGCAUAUGCCAGGUUUAUGAAAAGCAAGAUCAAGACGGAUUUCCUGGCAAAAGAGAACGUUAAGACAAGUUCUUCUGAAGAGCUUAAUUUAGCAGAUGAAGUGUUUGAGACUCCAAAGAGACAGGAUACUUGUAAAAAACGUAGCACCCAAUCGUACCGGAGCAGAACACCAAUUCCGGAAAACUCCGAUGACGAAGGCCUAAACGACAAUGAAGUUCACGUAGAAGCGGAUAUUGAGGACAAAGGCUCAGAAGAUGGAUCUGAACAAACUCGUCCCCUAAAAUCAUCAUCUCAAGAGCCUUCAGAACCUAGUACACCAGGAGUCGACCUACCUAGCACCACAAGGGUACCACCAACCACAGAUCAUGUCAUCACCAUAGAACCAGAUACGCCAACCAAAAACCUUUACAUGACGCAAAAAGAAUCCUGUAGCCUCCAAAAACCUAUAACUCCAACUCCAAGUGUUCAUUCUCAAUCAGAACAGAUUCUCUCUGCUUCAAACUUGGAACAAGAGUUGGGUAAAAUGACAGGAACUCCCACAAUUACAGUUACACCAGAUUCAAGUGAAGAAAUACCACCUAGAAGCAGGUCUACAAUGAGUACUCCUAGAUCUUCAAAAGUGAGUCCAGCCGCUUCACCAAGCUAUGGAAAAGAUAAAGGCAAAUCAGUAGCCACUGGAAAAGUUGUGUCUGGUUGGCUUUGA